AACACUUGUAAGAUUGGGCAGACAGAAAUUACUCUUUUGCUCAAAUUAGAUAAGCAUUUCUCUUACGUACGGACACUUCACCAUACCAUUUCACAGGGGAGCUCCCAGAUAGCGCACUAUUCAAGCAUUCCAAGUUUCCAACACCCACUCAGAGUUCACAGCGUGUCCAGCUCCUGAAGACUAGAGUAAUAUCGACCCCCCCAUGGCGAUGCGGCGCCCCAAGUCCGAGAUGUCCCCGCCGGCUCCACCUUCGCCCUCCGACCAGAGAGAUGCCGUCAUCGAGGAGCUCCAGAAAGGCGCUCAGCUGGCGGAUUCCCUCAGGCGGCAGGUGGAGCUCAUCCCGGAGCCUGGCCGCCGCGACGCCGCGCUGGCCAACGUCAGCGACAUCUCCACGGCCCUCGCGUCGUCGCUCUCCGUCCUACAGUCCGAGAGAGAGCAGUACAGCUGCUCCUCCUCCGACGCCGCGACGGCCAAUGCUGCCGGCGCCUCCGGUGGCGGGGGUGUCAGGGCGCGAAAUGGGGCCUUGCGCAGCAGGAAGGCGAAGCAACGGCGAGGCGCCGAUGGCCAAGAGCUUCCGAUCGAGGAGAUGCUCACGGAGACACCAGAAAAUGAUGGAUUCCACUGGAGGAAAUAUGGGGAGAAGAAGAUCCUAAAUGCUGAAUUUCCAAGGUUAUACUACAGGUGUGGAUAUAGCGACGAGCACAAAUGCCCGGCAAAGAAGUACGUGCAGCAGAAAAACAACAACGACCCUCCCGUGUUCCUGGUCACCCUCAUCGACAACCACACAUGCCAUACCUUGUUCCCAGCCGAAACCAACCAACGAACAAUGAGCAACUCAAGCAGCGCUAACUCGCAACUGCUCGACUUCACCAAAGUAUCGCUCUCUUCAGCAGCUGUAUCUAGGAUGAAGGAAGAGGAAGACAUCGCAGCAGGAAUGUCUGUGGCUGUUCCCAGCUACACAUACGACGAGUUCUACUCUUCUUCCUCGCUGCCAUUGCUGUCGCCGAAGCAGUGGGAGAUGGAGAUGGAUAUCAAGUCACUCUAUCAUCGUCACUCCGGAGGUGAUAGCUGCUAAGCUAGUGUGUGAAAUUGAGUGUUCUACUAGAUCAACUGGUUGCAUUAUCCAAACAGCUACCUGAACCCUAAUAAUGGUGGCAUGAUCGGGAGAGCCUACUCUCUAAUGUUGUAAUAAUGUUAGUACUACAACAGCUAGCCCAGCUGUUAGAGAUCUUUGAUUAGAUGGAUAACUUACCUGCCUAAUUAUGCCUACGCUAUUAAUUCGACUAGCCUUCUCAUGCUUAAUAGCCAUAUCUUCUCGAGUAACAAAUAAGAGCUUCUUUUAAGGUACCGUACGUACUUGUAUUAAUUUGAGAAUAUUAAUCCAUACCCACGGGGAUA
This is a messenger RNA of Lolium perenne, 1398 nucleotides long. Its product is annotated as probable WRKY transcription factor 70. Gene Ontology annotation, molecular function: sequence-specific DNA binding; DNA-binding transcription factor activity. NCBI's taxonomy places the organism in Eukaryota, Viridiplantae, Streptophyta, Magnoliopsida, Poales, Poaceae. The record is from RefSeq and is a predicted model, not a curated record. Gene Ontology annotation, biological process: regulation of DNA-templated transcription.